Cyclopterus lumpus (lumpfish) is the source of this 5051-nucleotide messenger RNA. It is a transcript of the gene nt5c2b, whose product is annotated as 5'-nucleotidase, cytosolic IIb. The record is from RefSeq and is a predicted model, not a curated record. Gene Ontology annotation, molecular function: 5'-nucleotidase activity. Bases 1037 to 2245 code for a protein of 402 amino acids. Lineage: Eukaryota; Metazoa; Chordata; Actinopteri; Perciformes; Cyclopteridae. The transcript is spliced from 18 exons.
GCGCGUGCAUCAAGAUGAAGAGGUGGCGACCCGUCUCGGUGUCUCUACCUUGUUGCAGUCAACCGAUAACGGACGCGAGACCGCGGUGUCACGUUCCUGUGCCACGACUACACGGAGUCCCGCCUCCUCUUGAUAGUCCGAUAAACGCCGCCCCCUGAACGUCUCAUAACAACAGCUGUUAGCUCAGAGAGGCAGAGAGACAGCAAAGAGCACAGGCACAGCAGGAAUACCCGUCUGCUGCCUGGCUUUACAGUGAAGACAGAAAGAAGAAACCGCUCAUCAACCAUUUAUCUCCGACUUCGGCUCCGCUCCUCACGGCGCAUGCUCAGACUAACUGACGGUGCAGUUGUUUUAUUCAGGAACUCAGAGACACUGAACGGUUUUAAAGAUGACCACUUCAUGGAGUGACAGACUGCAGAACUACGCAGACUUACCCGCCAACAUGGACGGCGUGUCAAUGAAAAAAUACAGAAGAGAGCCAUACCAUAGAGUGUUUGUGAACAGAAGCUUGGCAAUGGAGAAGAUUAAAUGCUUUGGCUUUGACAUGGAUUACACUUUAGCAGUGUACAAGUCACCAGAGUACGAGUCACUCGGUUUUGAGCUGACAGUGGAGCGCCUGGUUUCCAUCGGUUACCCCCAGGAGCUGCUCAGCUUCGUCUACGACCCAUCGUUCCCCACCAGGGGCCUUGUGUUUGAUACCAUGUAUGGAAACCUGUUGAAGGUUGACGCCUACGGUAAUAUCCUGGUCUGUGUCCAUGGAUUCAACUUCCUCCGAGGCCCUGAGAUCCGUGAACGGUACCCAAACAAGUUCAUCCAGAGAGAUGACACAGAACGCUUUUAUAUCCUUAACACACUCUUCAACCUGCCAGAGACCUACCUCUUUGCUUGCCUUGUGGAUUUCUUCUCCAACUGUGACAGAUACACAAGGGGGAGAAUGCUUUCCUGUUUGGCUGGCGACCCCUCCAACAAGGGAAGGCUAUCCCAUUUAAAAGCAAACAAAAAACAAAUGUCAUGUUUUUGAAAGCCUUCUGUAAAGAUGUGGCCUGUCCGACGGCUGUGUACGUGUGUGUCUCUGCUCCUCUCCCACAGCUGUGAAUCCGGCUUCAAAAAUGGUGACCUCUUCAUGUCCUAUAAGAGCAUGUUCCAGGACGUCCGCGACGCUGUCGACUGGGUCCACUUCAAGGGUACGCUGAAGGAGAAGACGGUUGAGAACUUGGAGAAAUAUGUAGUGAGAGAUGGGAAGCUGCCUCUUCUUCUCAGCAGAAUGAAUGAAGUAGCCAAGGUUUUCUUGGCUACUAACAGUGACUACAAAUACACAAAUAAAAUCAUGACCUACCUGUUUGACUUCCCCCAUGGCCCGAAGCCUGGUACUGCCCACCGGCCCUGGCAGUCCUACUUUGAUCUGAUCCUCGUGGACGCCAGGAAGCCGCUGUUCUUCGGCGAGGGUACGGUGCUCAGACAAGUCGACACGAUAACAGGGCGUUUAAAGAUAGGAACCUACACAGGACCUCUGCAGCAUGGUAUAGUCUACUCUGGUGGUUCCUCCGACAUUGUGUGCGACCUGCUGGCGGCCAAAGGGAAGGACAUAGUCUACAUCGGGGACCACAUCUUCGGAGACAUCCUCAAGUCCAAGAAACGUCAAGGCUGGAGGACGUUCCUGGUUAUACCCGAGUUGGCCCAGGAGUUGCACGUGUGGACCGACAAGAGCCCGUUAUUUGAGGAACUGCAGGGUCUGGACAUUUUCUUGGCAGAACUCUACAAACAUCUGGACAGCAGCAGUAAUGAAAGGCCAGACAUCAGCACUAUUCAAAGAAGAGUCAAGAAAGUGACACACGACAUGGACAUGUGCUACGGCAUGAUGGGUAGCCUUUUCCGCAGUGGCUCCAGACAGACUUUGUUUGCCUCUCAAGUGAUGCGUUACGCCGACCUGUACGCAGCCUCCUUCAUCAACCUGCUGUACUACCCCUUCAGCUACCUCUUCAGAGCUGCACACGUACUGAUGCCGCACGAGUCGACGGUGGAACACGCGCACAUGGACAUCGACACAGAGUCGCCGCUGGCCACACGCAACCGCACCCACUGCAGCGACUGCAAGGACCUGGAUUGCAAACGCAACCAGCUGACCCGCUCCUUCAGCGAGAUCAAACCUCCCAACCUGUUCCCCCAGACUCCCCAGGAAAUUACUCACUGCCACGACGAAGACGAUGAUGAGGAGGAAGAAGAAGAAGAGGAGGAGGAGGAGUAAUAAGCUGGACAUGAGGAAGAAAGUUUAUGCCUUCUCAUGUUUCCCAGUAGAGUUGGAUAUUUAUCUUUAAAAAAACAUCUGUGUGUGUGUGUGUGUGUGUGUGUGUGUGUGCGUGUGUGUGUAUCAAUACUGUAUGCACACAAACACACACACACCUAAAUCCAGUAGAUUUCUGAGGGAAUAAAAAAAGGACCAGAUCUCAAAAAGGACAGAUCAUAUGAUCUCAGAAGACUAUAUGCAUGCUCGGUCCUCUCAAAGCCAACCAACCUAUCCUAGCUUCAUUAUAAAAAAAUUAAAAAAACUUUUCUUUAAAAAAUAAAAUCAUUUAAUUAGAUUUCCUUUUUAUUGUUACAGUCAGACAGACAGAACAUUACAUAACGUUUUCAAAUCUGACUUUUAGGACCUGUUGGUGGAUUAAAUAGAUACAGUCACAUUUAUGCUGAAUGUCCAUCAGACGUGGGUCAGUAAAGUGUAGUUUUAAUUGUAACAAACUAACCUUGCUGACAUAAUAUGCACAUUAUAAUUAAACAAAAAGCACUGUUCAGCUACAGUCAAAAGAAAUGUACAUACUGUAUGAAAACACUUUUUAUGAAACAUGGGAACAACUUUCAGUUUUUCAUCUGUUUAAUUUACUUUUGUCUGAUUUACUAGUUCUUUGUCCUUGUAUGUCGGGGUGUGUGUUUCUGUGUGUGUCUCACUCAGUGCAGCAUUCUGAGAGACGCUAAGCAUCCAUUCUAACUGAAGCACAAGCUGGGGUCACACAAGCAUGUUUGGUUUGAAGUUAACACGUUGUGGCACACAAGUGGCUCUUUAACUGAUAUUUUGUUACCAAGCAACAAUGAGGUAACCGUAUUAUAUGCCAAUAGACUCCAUGACAACCCUGAAGUACAGGAGGGUUUCUGGAUUGGGUGCAUGGUUUAAUGCCAUGAACAGCUAACAUGCAGUGUUUUCUUUCUUUUAAUCUGCUCCGUUAUUCAGGAAGAUGAAACUUGAGUAUUUAUGGGGAGAGCAACAGAGUGUGAUAUGUCGGUCAGGUGUGUAACAGGAGUAUGAAAGUAGCCUCGGUAUGCAAGGAAAUAAGGUGUUUUUUUUUUACACUGUAUGGUAAAAAGGCUGAGUUCAUAGCUUCAGACUGAUUAGCUUGCUUUGUUUAUCUUUCUAGUUUUGGGGCUUUGUUUUUUUUAAUUAAAAAAGAAUAUAUAUAUAUAUUUUGUUUUUAUUUGCUCACCCUGGGAAAUGCAUUGACAUAGUACAGUAUUCUUCUGUUGGGCCUCUUAACUCUGAAGUGACCAUUUCAUUAUAGUGUUAAAAACAAAUAUACAUUUAAAUUUGUGACAGAUAAUGAAGACACCGUAAGCCUCCUCAAACAUAAAUGUUUUACAUAGGUUUAUUGUGAAGGGCGCUCUCAUUGCAUUGUCUGCAAUGGCUUAGUGGUCCCUGCUGGAGAAGUAGAGCCACCAGCUGUUUGCCUCUAACUCCAUAUAUUUGAAAAACAAUUGUGAAGGGAGACAUGCAUUCAUCUGCAUUUUCUUUUCGCUAAAUCUGGAUGGAAACUUGGCUUGUGACCGCCCACCAACUUAUCAUCAGACUUUGAUUUACGUCGCUAAAUGCUGAUUGGUAAACAAAAGUAUUUGACUUCCUCUUUUCCAAAUACAAACUAGUGCAAAACAGACGCUUAGAUAUCGCUCAUGUGAAAUAAUUAGAAUGUGUCGAGCCUUGUCAGAAAACAGUUUUCAUGUCAGACCCCAUCGGCCAUAAUGAGAAGCUGAUGGAGCAGAUAUGUUUAACCCGGGUAUCGCCGGCAUGUCCAUUUGUUCCAGUUUAAUACGUUUCUCCAAAUGCAUUAGUGUAACUAUGCAGAACACAGAGAGCUGUCUUUUCUAUUUCCCCUUUUAACCGGCGUAUCCUGUAUGUUAACUUUCCUCAUGUUUUUAUACUUGGUCUUGACAUGCUGCCUCAGUCCUGUAAGUGUUGGACCGGCCCGUUGAUUUAGGCCACAAAAAGGGAAGAAACAUGCCAUUUACUUUUUGCAUCAUUUUUGUUGGGCUUGAUGUGUGAAAAGUGAAUAUGUUUCACUCUGUGGUGAUUCAUUGGGUAAAAGAUUGACACAUUUCUGCUGUUUGUCCUCUUUGAUCAUUGUCAUUACCUUUUCUACUUUUUUUAAUGAAAUAUUAUUGAUUUUGUUUCUUGAACAUGGAUUAACUGGAUAUGCUCCAUGAGGCAGCUGCUUUGCCGAUAGGAAAUAGCCGACUGUCUUUUCUUUGCAUAUUUUGCAUAUGCAUGUGAAAAUAGGCAUAUCUAUUCUGCUAAGAUUAUGGUAGACUUGAUUUUACAUUUAUGUGGACUGUAUUAUUUUAAAGAAAUGCUUUUUUGACAUUUUGUCAUUAUAGUUUACACAGGGACAAAACAAAAUUGCACCUGUAAAAAAAUGUUUCAAAAGAAUUUACAAGAAUUUAAAUUUUACAAGUAAUAUAGUAAGUACAGAUAUGUUACCUAUAAUAAAUACCCUGUGGUUCUUUUUAUUUUUCUAAGCUAGCGUUUUUAAUUGGUUUUGGUUUACAGAACUGUAAAUAGACAUUUCCAUUUCCUUAUAGUUUCUUUUCACACAUUUUCUUUCACUCACACAGUUUUCAUGGCCAAAAAAGUCAUCUUUCAUUUUACAAACUAUUGUAAUCCUUUGUUUUUAUGCAUAUCAAUUCAUGUUCUCCCGAACAGUGUUUUGUUUGUUUGAUUCCAGAAAAUAUCCUACACACUGUACAUUAAGGUAAAUUACAUAAAAAUGUAGAAUAAAGAUAGUUUUUCAUAA